Molecule: messenger RNA, 1071 nt
Organism: Culex pipiens pallens (northern house mosquito)
Lineage: Eukaryota; Metazoa; Arthropoda; Insecta; Diptera; Culicidae
Exons: 2
Coding region: 472-774 (100 amino acids)
Source: RefSeq, a predicted model, not a curated record
CUGAAAAUACGCCACCCUUUUUUUCCAAGUGCCCAAACACUUGAAUGAUUCAAUUAAUCCGCAUCUUAGAUCUAAUUUGUUUGUGUUUAAAUUUCAAUCCAAUCCCUUAUUAAAUUCAAGUGUUUUGGCGAUUGACUUUUUGGUAUUUUUUGACACCUUAUUUUCAUUUGGGUGGCUCAAACUUUUCAAGUGUUUUGCUCAUGAAUUUGCCCCACUGUGCUGAACUAUUCAAAGUGAUGAGCAAAACACUUGAAAUUGAUCUUGUUUUGAUUUGAAAUCCAGUUUCGCGAGAGCUUCGUCGGAAUUUGCUUCGUUUCCUCAUUUUAAAGUUUUGGAGGUCCGGUGUGUUCGUUUUUCACAGACCGCUUGAGUUCGCUGCCGCCAUGUUCCAGUCCAGAAAAUUGCCUUUGUGGUUUGUGACCGCGAAGAUGAGCAUCGCCACAAGGCUGUGUCCUCGGGCUCGGGCUCCAUAUGGCCAGCGGAAGGGCUUGGUCUCCCGGGCAGUUGCCAACUUUGAUGAUAAAGUUCCUUUCCGGACCUAUUUGGAAGGAUGCGAAAGAGCUGCAGAUGCCGUACCAGGUAGGCGGUGCUAGUGAGAAGCAAGAUUUGGAUGCAUUCAACUCAGGGGCCAUGAUAUGCGUAUCUCCGCCGGCACCGGUGCUUCACUCGCCGACGCUGAGAAACAUCCCAGGAAGCAGUGGUGGCGAACAAACCGAUCCCGACCAGGAAGAAAAAAAUAACAAUUUUUUUACACGCCAGGUUGAUAGAAAAUAAAAGAAGCCAAAACAUUUCAUUGCGCAACAUCUUCUUUAAUUAAAAACAAAUCGAAAUCCAUUUCUAUUACAUGCAAACAUGCAUUGAUUAUAGAAAGAAAAGCCAUUUAAAACCAAUAAAUAUAAUACAGUAUUUCAUGUGACACAACACGUCAAAUUCAAGUGUUUUGCUAUUGAAUUGACAGCUAAUUUUGUUGCCCAAAAUUCAAGUGUUUUGCGAUUGGUUUUUAAGUGCACUGUAUAGCAGGGUCAGAUCAAGGGUAGAACACUUGAUUUAAAAGGGUCAUUUUUGUUCAGU